UCACAGUGACUUUUAAAGUUUGGUCUCAGUACAUCCGUGUUGUUGAAGCUUACCAUUCGCCCAUUAUGAGCAGGCUGUUGAGUUUGAGUGGGAUGCAUUUUUGACGUUAAGAUGAGUCCACCUCUUUGCUUUCACGGCCCACUGGCCACGCCCCAGCUCCGUUUGAUGCAUCCACUCUCCGGCACCCUCAUCAUCCAACUCACAGUCUGCGCAGGCCAUCAGCUCGGCAUCACGUCCCAGCGCAACAGAUUUUUUUUUUUUUUUGUGCCACAUAACUGCCAUUCGUCAGAGCGUGUGAAGCCCUAUAGAGAGCAUGAACCUCAGUCUUCCUGACCAGAACAUGCACAGCUCAGGCGAAGGCUGCCUAGACGACGACAAGCCUGAUGUCAUGUUGCCUUGCUUCCGCAGAAACAUGUACGACGAGCCUCUGGCCUCAUUCUCAAGCGGAUCCAUCAUUUCCCAGCUCCUCCGCAAGACAAUCCACAACAAGAGGGCACUUGAAGAAAGCCAUUUCUACCUCUCCAGCUCCGCUGCUGCUGACUCCGGCCAGGAGGAUCAGAGCAGCGUCUCCUCAAAAGACAGUACAAUGGAAGCUGCCUCCCCGAGUGGUCACGCCUCUACAGCAGCCAGCCCAGAGGUAGAGCAUCCCAUGGCCGAUCACCUGCAGGCCAAGAGGGCCCGAGUGGAGAACAUUAUCAGGGUCAUGGCCGGCUCUCCCAACAGCAGGCAGCAUGGGGACAGUGAGCGGUCCGACACAGAUGCCAGAGACACCAGGGAGGCCAGGGAAGCAUACAGGGAGAACAAACGUAAGCAGAGGUUGCCCCAGCAUCAAGAACACAGCAACACAGGACAGUCGAGCAGGAAACCCGGAAGUAGCAGCAGUGACAACUGCAACACGAAAGACGAGGAGUGUCACAAGUUGAAGGAGCAGCUCCACAGCAUGCAAAGGCUCCUGCGUCAGCUCCAGGAAAAGUUCCUUCAGGUUUACAACCAGGAAGAUCCCGAUUACGACAGUAGAGAUGAGACAGAAGCUGGUGUCGAGCAUGACAUCAUGGGAGAAAGUGAGUCAUGUUACAUUAGUGCUGAAGAUGAUUUUGAGAGAAAGAGCAGCAGGAUGGCUGUAGAGCGUAAGGACCGGAUGAAAGUAGUUGAUUAUCUGGUACACCAAAGAGAAAGCCAGAACCUACAGGAAACCCUGAAGCAGGAGCUCUCCAGAGCUGUUAAUGAUUGCGUGGACAGGGUGUUCAAGAAGGUGUCUCCUGUAGGGCUGGACCUGUCCCCUCAGCAGCGUAUGUGCUCCUCGCCGGAGAUGCAGCUCAGUGUGGGCGCGGACAGGAAGAGCCAACAGGCCAGUGCCACCCUUGAGCAGCCCCAGCCCGAGGAGGCUGCGGCGAAAUCCCGGUCGUUGGAGUUCUAUGAAAGCUCAGAGGCCCAAAGCCCACAGGACCAGACGGAGGCGCUGUCGCUGGUGGUCCGCAAGCCAACGGCGACACCCCUGAGCUCAGUCACGCCGACAGUGAAGCGGCCCUACCCUGUGCACCAAACGCCCUUUCAGUUCAAUUACAGCACCCCCCUGCAUGACAGCCACAUCCUCGAGCACCUUCUCAAGUAUGGGCCCCACUCCAACUUCGGGGGUCUGCCUUGCAUGCCCCCAUCUAUGGACAGGACCUCCCCAGACUCAGUGGACCUGCCCUGGGACACCAUCGCCAUGAGGUCCAAGGUGACAUCCAGCCACCUCAGCCACCACGCCCGUCCUUCCUCUCUGGGUGCAGUGACGGUCGACGGUCUGUGCCUCCCUCACGUGAAGAUCGAGUGUGGUGAGCUGCAGAGCAUGGCUGAGCGAAACCCCUACAUGUCUCUCAACAUCCAGGAGGGGCUCACCCCGAGUCAUCUGAAGAAGGCGAAGCUCAUGUUCUUCUACACCCGCUACCCGAGCUCCAAUGUGCUGAAAACCUUCUUCCCUGACGUCAAGUUCAACCGCUGCAUCACCUCUCAGCUCAUCAAGUGGUUCAGCAACUUCCGGGAGUUCUACUACAUCCAGAUGGAGAAGUUCGCCCGCCAGGCCAUCGUCGACGGCGUCAGCGAAGUCAAAGACAUCACGGUUAGCAGGGACUCGGAGCUCUUCCGGGCCCUGAACAUGCACUACAACAAAGCCAACGACUUCCACGUUCCCGACAGGUUCCUGGAGGUCGCUGAAAUCACCCUGCACGAAUUCUACAACGCCAUUUCCGCGGCCAAAGAUUCAGACCCCUCCUGGAAAAAGGCCAUUUACAAGGUCAUCUGCAAGCUGGACAGCGACGUCCCGGACGAGUUCAAGACAUCUUCCUACUUAUAAUGUACAGGUGAUGGAACAAGUGAACCCGUGUUAUUUCAUCAUUUCUUGUAGUGCAUUUUAGUGAAGUGACAUGUAAAAAAAUCCUCCGACUCGUGCCAUUUGAAAAGUGAAAUAUUGUGCUCGGCUUUUACUGAAAAAAAGCAAAAAAAAAAAAAAAAGGGCAAACAAUAAUAAAUAGUAAUGCUCUUGUUAUUGUUUAGCAUUUGUAUGAUGUAUUUAGAGAGUUACUGAGUUUGUAGGUGUGUAAAAAUGUUUUCAAAGAUGUAACCAUUCAUAGUGUAGCCUGGGUUUUUAUUGGCAAUGUUUUUAAUUCUGUUUCCUUUCAUAGUUGUGUGUGUGUUGUGUACAUGUACAUGCUGUCGUAUGUUGCAUAAUGAGCUAUAAUUAUACAAGCGUGACAGGAUGCAUGACAAAAUAAUGCAAUGGUUUUUAUUAUCGUGUGUAAAGGUACGGCUCUUAUUGUGUAAAGAACAAUCAUUUUCAGAUAUUUCAGUCACAAACAUUGUACUGGAUGAUCAUGGAAAUUAAAGAUGCACUAAA
This is a messenger RNA of Mugil cephalus (flathead mullet), 2875 nucleotides long. It is a transcript of the gene prox2, whose product is annotated as prospero homeobox 2. Gene Ontology annotation, molecular function: RNA polymerase II cis-regulatory region sequence-specific DNA binding; DNA-binding transcription factor activity, RNA polymerase II-specific. The record is from RefSeq and is a predicted model, not a curated record. Gene Ontology annotation, cellular component: nucleus. NCBI's taxonomy places the organism in Eukaryota, Metazoa, Chordata, Actinopteri, Mugiliformes, Mugilidae. The transcript is spliced from 5 exons. Gene Ontology annotation, biological process: regulation of transcription by RNA polymerase II. Bases 314 to 2335 code for a protein of 673 amino acids.